CACUGGUCAGCUUUUCCUUGUGCCGUUCCUUCGCUUUUUCGCUUCCCCCUUUUUCUCUUUCUUUCUUUAUCAGCUGAAAUAAUGACUGAAGCGCCUCGGCGUUCUAGGUCACGCUCGGCCAAUACGACACCUCGCAUGGCCCCUCAACAAGCUCCGAUACCAGGAACUCCACCUCAGAUGCAAGGAUACCCGGCGGGUGGGCAGCCCCAAGCCCAACCACCACUACCCAAUCAACAACAACAAGCAGCUAUGAAUCACCAAAACAUGGCUGAAGGACCAGGAUACCCGAACACACCUUAUAUGCAACAACAGCAAAUGGGUCAACAAGGGGAACGAGGAAUAUUUAGCGGUUUUAGAAGAAAAAUGCGCGAAGCGGCUGGGUUCAUUAACACCGACCCAUAUAGUGAGCGAGCUUAUGGACCUCAGAUGAUGCCACCUCAUCAGCAACCAAUGCAGCAUGGAUACGGAAAUGGUGCAGCAUCACCCGGUGCUUAUGCCGCAGCGCAACAAUACCCUCAACAAGGACAUAUGCCACAGCAAAAUCCUCAGAUGAUGCAGCAGCAGUAUAUGCAACAGCAGUACGCACAACAGCAUAGUCCACAAUAUAUGGGUGCGGCAGGGAAUCCUUACGGACACUCUAUGGGCUAUGCCCAAACACCUGUCAUGAUGCAACAACAAUCUUAUGGCGGAAUGGCAUAUCCGUACGGCCAAUCAGGCGGCUAUUAUAAUCGAGGCUCUUACGGAGGAGCUUAUUCACCCUAUGGUCAAUCGUAUGGUGGAGGAUAUGGAGGAGGAUACGGAGGAGGCUAUGGAUCUGGCGCAUAUGGAAGUAGCUAUGGUUAUGGCGGCGCCGGCGCCUACGGUUCAUAUGGCAUGGGAGGAUAUCCAAACACCUAUGGCUAUGGUGGUGGUGGUGGUGGAGGCUAUAUGGGCUAUCCUCGACAAGUGCCCAUAUACGACGAGCAUGGCAAGCGCAUCCACCCUGAGCAUAAUUACGUCAGCUCGGUUAAAGACUUAUGGUCUAGCGAUCUUCUCUAACAGUACUGUAAGGAGCGCAAUAAUAACAACAACAACAACAACCCCCAAAAAUUUUUUCUUAAUGUUGAAAGGGAAAAAUGUAGCUUUGUAAACUGUCAGGGAAUAUCAUCUCUCGCUCGCUGUCUGUAAUAUACCAUCUUAUUUUGCUCUUCAUACCGACUCUUCAUAUCGAAUUUCCAUAGUUCAUUAUUUUUUAUCCGUUUUAACAUUCUAGAUUUGUGAAAUUGUACACUGUUGUCUGUGAACGGUGGCACUGAGAAAUUGCCAUCAUUUUUGGUUUCUUCACUGGUGUUCUUUCUUCGUUUAUCUCUUAUAUUUCUCAACACAAUAUUUCUUUAUCAUCCAUGAUUAUAGGAAGAUCAUCAACUGUAAUUCUCAUAUAAUUAUUUUGCCAUGGAUGGUAGAUUAAACGAUCUUCUCAGUCCAACUUCCUAUCGUUUGUGAAAACUUUAAUAAUAUUAUU
Umbelopsis ramanniana AG is the source of this 1501-nucleotide messenger RNA. RefSeq lists its product as uncharacterized. Bases 82 to 1038 code for a protein of 318 amino acids. The transcript has 2 exons. The record is from RefSeq and is a predicted model, not a curated record. NCBI's taxonomy places the organism in Eukaryota, Fungi, Mucoromycota, Umbelopsidomycetes, Umbelopsidales, Umbelopsidaceae.